GUAGUCUGACAAACAGAUUAUAGUACACCUUGUUUGACUCUUAGUUUGCUGUAAGAUGGUUAGGGAUACUCUUGGCUGAAGGAUCACAAAUAAGAUAUGGUGAGAUUGCACUGCUGGACCACUGGCAAAAGGAUGCUCAGAUAUUAGGGGGAGUAACAAAUAACACAGGAGACAUGGACCGUGUGAACAGAAACAUGCCCAAUCAUGGCCUACAGACUCAUCAGGUGCUACAGAGCACUCCACUAGACCUGAUAGAGACAGGGAAGGGGCUUAAGGUUCAAGCGGAACGCCCCCAUCUAGUCAGUCUUGGGAGCGGCCGUCUCAGCACAGCCAUCACAUUGUUGCCCCUGCCUGAGGGGAAGACUACCCUGGGCCAUGGAGCCAUGGACAUCAACAUCCAGGGCUCUGGAGUUGUAGCCGAGCACUGUUUCAUUGAGAAUAAGGCUGGAAUAAUUGUCUUAAACCCCUGUGGAAAUCAGUGUACCAUGGAUGGACUUCCAGUCACCAAGCCUGUACGCCUGUCUCAAGGCUGUAUGCUGUGUUUUGGUCAAUCGUCCUUCUUCCGUUUCAAUCACCCUGAGGAGGCAUUCAGGAUGAAGAGCAUGAGGUCAGAAGGACAGCAAAGACCUAGCACCAGUAAAGACUCUGAGAGCCUGGUCAAUGGGAACCAUCAGUCAGGAGGAUCCGAGUUUCACCUAUCCCAACACAAGAGAGUGCACCCUGAGCACAGUGCUAUUGUUAGUUCUAUUGAAAAGGACCUUCAGGACAUUAUGGACUCCUUAGUCAUGGAUGAUCCCUUGCCCUCUUCCUCGUCCUGUGAGCCCAACAAGCCAUCCGGUCCCUCUGCUGCUCAAUCCCCGCUGUCCCCCAUGUUAAAUGGAGGUGGCCAAUAUCUUCUUUCACCCCCCACAAGCCCUGGUGCUAUGUCAGUGGGCUCCAGUUAUGAAAAUACCUCUCCACCUUUCUCCCCUCUAUCCUCACCUUCAGCUGCAAGUAGUGGGAGCUUCAACAGCCCUUCACCAAGUGGUUGCCAGGACCAGGUUCCUUCUCUUCCUCCAGUACCAGUCAGGUCCUCCAGUUACAAUUACACGAGUCAGCCACCCAUACCUCAUCCUCGGACUAUGCUGCCUAAUCCGAAGGUGCCUGAGAGCCCUCGGCUCCAGAGAAAGGCUCUACUGGAAGCUCCGCCAAGCCCUAAAGCAGCCCGCAGAGGGCGGAGUCAGGAUGGUUCAGUGGGGAAAUCUUCAGAUAGCUCCCGACUGCCCCCUACGUUGCCUUCAGUUUCAGUAUCUUCAGUAUCCAGUGAUGUGCCAUCUAUCAGGCUAGCAGUACCAGCCAGCCCCAAACUGACUCCCAAAUUCACCACCACAUCUUCGUCUGCUCCUUGUAGUCCCAGGGUGAAAAUGACCAGUGGUCUACAGGAUGAUCCAUCCAGUCUAUUUCAUGAUCAGUCACAGCCAGAUCGCUCACUCACUUCAAGCCCCUCCCAGCUUCUCUCUCCUCCUCCUCGGGCAUUCCAGCCCCCAUUGGACCCAGUCAUUCACAUAAUCCAGGGUGGACAACAACAGCCCCACUCCCUGCAACCUCCGGAGAGUCCUCGGCUGGCCCGCAGGAACCUGGAGGCUGGGUGUGGCAGCAACAUGAGGGACUUGCCCCCUCUCAGCCCUUCCCUGUCACGUAGAGGAGUACCAGUCCUGCCAGGGGCACUUCCAGGAAUCCUCCCAUCCUGGUCCUCGGAGAGCCCAACUGCCAAGGUAGUUCCAGAGAGUCCCAGACACAGACACAAGGCUUCCUCCCCCUCUCAGGAACUAUACAGUCCCCGACUGGUGCGUGCCCGCAGCCCCUCACCCACAUCCGGGCUGACAGAUGGUGGUGGACGCAAAGGGAGCUUUGGGAACACUCUAUCUCCUGCCUUCAGCCUGGGCUCCCUGCCUGGGUCCUCACCCUUAGCUAGUCCCAGGACCCACAGGAAGAUGUCCUCAGGGCACAGGGACUUGCGGAUCGGUCAUCCAGGCAUGAGAGAGCGCAAGAACAGCAUUACCGAGAUCAGUGACAAUGAAGACGAGUUAUUGGAAUACCACCGGCGUCAGCGUGAGGAGCGCCUCAGGGAGCAGGAGAUGGAAAGACUGGAACGGCAGCGACUAGAGACCAUCCUGAACCUCUGUGCUGAGUACAAUAAGAAUGAUGGACCCAGUGUGAUGGGUGUCACCAGGCCCACUGUGAUGCAGAGGCAGCGGGAGAGUGAUGAGGAGAAUCUGAGAGAGGAAUGUAGCAGCACAGAGAGCACACACCAGGAUAUGAGGACUCCACACAACCUACAAAACGGAGAUAAGGAGACACAGCUGGAUGAAAUAUCAGGAAGUGGGACAAGGCUGGAACUGCAUUAUCUGGAGGAGGAACGGGUACGAGUGCUGGCAAGGGUCGAGGAGUUAAAAUCUCGGCUCACUGAGGUGGAACAGCAGCUACAAGAGAACAAACAGGAGGCGGAGAUGGAAAGGGCCUUGCUACAGGGUGAGAGACAAGCAGAGCUGAGCCAGAUUGAGACGGAGACUGAUAUCAUCACUCAGCUGCAGCACAAAGUCAGUGACCUGGAGAUCGCCAUCCAGAGGGAAAAGGACAAGGAGAGGGCGAAUGUUGACAGCCAGCGGGAAGCCCUGGAGAGGCUUCAGGACUACUACAAUGAGCUGAAGAGCCAGCUGCAUAACUGCCCCGAGUCUCUAAGGGAGCAGUUGCAGGAGCAACUCAAAAGGGAAGCAGAAACCUUGGAGGCUGAGACAAAGCAGUUUGAGGACCUGGAAUUCCAGCAGCUGGAGAAGGAGAGCAGUCUGGAGGAAGAGCGUGAGACAAUUUCCCAACAGCUCCUUCAGGAGAAAGCACAGUACCAAAGCAGUGUGGUGAAGAGAAAGGAAAAAGUUGCAGUGCUGGAGAAGCAGGCCAAUCAGCUGGGCCUGCAGGCUGCACAGGAGUGUGAAAAGCUGGCUAAAGAGCAGAGUGUCACCCUGCAGCUACUUCAGAAGGAGAAGGAGAGGCUGGCUGGUCUGGAGAAGAGAUAUUUCAGCUUAACUGGAAGCAGAACUUUCCCUAAAGGUUCCAGCACUUUAAAAGAGGGGUACUGCAGGAUGGCGGCUUCAUAUAGGAUGUAUGUGAGCGAUACCCAGCUGACCAACUCUGCUUCCCAUGACCCCUUUCUUACAUUUGACCCCGCUGUAGCUGCCCACUGUGAGGACUAUAUUACCGUGGGCCAAUUAAACCAGAUCUAUGGGAUGCCGAAGGUGGAUUCUUCCCCCACCUCUCCUGCCCAAUUGCGUCAGCCCACCCUCACUGAGCCUGCCUUUUCCUGUCUUCCUUCCCCCCAUGGCUCGUCUCUUUCUCUUGGUUUUGAGAGUCAGCCGGAGCGGCUUAGGCCUCAAAUUCCCGGGCUAGAUUUAGAGCACUGGUACCAGGAGGUGAUGGCGGCUGGAGAUCCCAGCCAGCUGUGCUCGCCUCAUCUCCCGGCUAAAGCUCACUCAGCACACAGUCCUCUGCAGGUGUACCGCUCCAGGCUCGACAGUGAUGUCAGUCAAUCCUCACAGAAACCAAAAGUGAGUGCUGGACUUUCCCCCACUUAUACCACUGCAACGCUUGGCCGCAACACUUCCUCCAGGAGUCCAAUCAUGGUGGCCAACAGCACCGGCAGUCUCCCACGCAACCUCGCAGCUACUUUACAAGACAUUGAGAUGAAGAGACAGCGGGCACUGCAACAGAAAGACUGCUUGCCAUCAUCGCCUGAGUUCUCCACCAUGGACAGUCCUACAGGUCAGCAGGUGAUCGAGGAGCAGCGGCGACGUCUAGCCGAGCUGAAACAGAAGGCUGCAGCUGAGGCUCAGUGCCAGUGGGAGGCACUGCAUGGCCCCCACGCACAGCUCAGCAGCUCUCCUGCUCCUCCCCUGGUCCAUCACUCCAUCCUGCACCACACAGCACCCUCUGCUGGAGAGGAUAACUAUGACACACUCAGCCUGGAGAGCUCCGACAGCAUUGACACCAGUGUCUCCACCAGCAACAACUCCGCCUGCUCACCGGAUAACAUGUCCAGUGCAAGCGGGAUGGAUGCAUUGAAAAUCGAAGAGAUGGAGAAGCUGUUAAAGGAGGCUCAUCUGGAGAAGGUCAGACUCCUUGAGUCCAAGGAGCGAGAGAGCCAGGCACGCAAACAGCUGCUUGAGGAGGAGAGGAAGAGGAGGGAGGAGGCUGAGAAAAGGCUGCAGGAGGAGACGGUGCACCGGCAAAAGCUGGUUGAGAAGGAGGUGAAAAUGAGAGCAAAGAACUUCUCUCAGGCUCGGCCCAUGACGCGCUACCUACCCAUCCGCAAAGAGGAGUUUGACCUGCGCUCACAUGUUGAGUCAUCGGGUCACAACGUGGAGACUUGCUACCACAUCAUCCUCACAGAAAAGAUGUGUAAGGGCUACCUGGUCAAGAUGGGUGGAAAGAUUAAAUCGUGGAAGAAGCGCUGGUUUGUCUUCGAUCGCCUUAAACGCACAUUCUCCUACUAUGCCGACAAGCAUGAGACCAAGCUGAAAGGAGUUAUCUAUUUCCAGGCCAUUGAGGAAGUUUACUACGACCAUUUGCGUAGCGCCACAAAGAGUCCUAACCCCUCCCUGACCUUCUGUGUCAAGACCCAUGACAGACUGUACUACAUGGUGGCUCCAUCUGCAGAGGCCAUGAGGAUAUGGAUGGACGUGAUCGUAACAGGAGCAGAAGGCUACACGCAGUUCAUGAACUAGUCAUCAGAGGACUUAAAAGGUUAAAUGGUUGCACCAAGGAACGUCAAGUGACUCAUCCUCCUGUUUACCGGCUCUGUUCGUUCUUAAUGAGAAGAGCCUUUUUAUUUUGUAUUUCUUUUUGUAUUGUAAUAAGUUGUAUAUUCAGCUCAGCUGUACAGUUCUUGGACAGUCAUCAAAGGUUUUCUACACCUGCCUGGAUUUAAAAAGGGAGUCCUACAAGGUAAAGGAGGAGAAAUUGAUUGUGUGAAAUCACCUUUGUCUUUAGGAUAAGAGAGAGAUCUCUGACAUUUCACCCUUUUUUGGGGGGGAGGGGUAUACGUAACUUUUAUUUUGCAACCUCUCAAAAGAUGUAGGUGUUUGUGGAUUUAUUUUGUUUAGUUUUUUUCUUUUUCAUCUGUAGAACUUUUUUCACAUUUUACAAUGUGGUAUAGCCAAAUGACAUCAAGCCAUUCUGGACUAUUUUUGCAAAAAUGAUUUGACUUACACAGUGAGUGUGGUUAUGGAUAUACAGAUCAUACAUGUAGAGGUGAUGAUAAAAGCAAAUACAUCAGACUAGAUGAGAUCACUGAACUAAGAACCUAAAUCACCAAAGCCCAUUAACAACUCCCAUUUACCUGCAGCCCACUGUAUGUUUCUGUGUAACUAGCAAAUCAUCAGCUGUAUGACACACACACCUCUCUCUCUCUCACUCUGUAUAGAAGUCUAUUUGCCAAGUCCUGACUUUAUCUUCAGCCUUCACUUCUUUAAGCAAGCAGCCAUCUUCAGUACACUGCCACCUGAAGGCUCUCAGUGGAUGAACAUCAUUAAACAACAAAACAACACUAACCAACUUAACCUUCAUAUAAUAAUGCAAAUCAUUCAGUGCCUUGAUAUUUCUCCACAUUUCAUCACUGCAAUAUUGUUGUGAGAAACCUGCAGGACCACAAAAUGCCAGAAAUACAAUCACUGUUUACUUGAUGUAUUUUUAUUCUCAAGAGAUCUAUUAUUGUGACUAACAGUUGUUUGCACAAGGCAUGCAGUCGGGAUGAUGGGAAAGCUUUUCGAGUCAGCAGAUAUUGAAAUUAGUCAUAGACAGAUUAUAAUAUCAAAUCUGUCUUGGCUCAUGUUCGACUUAGUCCUCUGGACUGAACUAUGCUGUGACUUCAAAAGUGAUCAGCUGGAGCUUAGUGUUUUUAUAAAAUGUUUUAUAAAAUAUUUUUUUGUUUUAUGUGAGCAUUUUCCCUGAAAUCCCUCUGCAUGUAUUCAAAAUGGCCAAAAUACUAUCUUCAGUUCCAUUGAUCCUGAUUAAUUUGCAAAUGUUUUUAUUUCAGUUCAGUAAAAAAAAUAUUUUGGCCAAUCUGGAAAAAGAAUAAGUACCGUGUGUACAGUGCAGUGUUGAUCUCUUUUCAGUGUUCUGUUGUGUGUACAUGAACUAAGCUGUACUGGGAUGCGCCACAUGCAUACAAAUAAGUAUAAAUUCUCUUAAACCGUUAUUUUAUUACUAACACACACUUAUACAUGCUGAUUAAUGAUAUGAUAUGGUAUAUAUGAUGGUACUGUUCAUGUGGCACUUUAGAUGGAUUUCAUGGAAUUUUUCAGGUUUAUUAAAGAAAAAGAAACCCUUUCA
Messenger RNA from Neoarius graeffei (lesser salmon catfish), 6363 nucleotides. RefSeq names its product pleckstrin homology-like domain, family B, member 1b (gene phldb1b). Lineage: Eukaryota; Metazoa; Chordata; Actinopteri; Siluriformes; Ariidae. The record is from RefSeq and is a predicted model, not a curated record. Gene Ontology annotation, molecular function: protein binding. The coding region runs from base 174 to 4757 and encodes 1527 amino acids. The transcript is spliced from 25 exons. Gene Ontology annotation, cellular component: basal cortex. Gene Ontology annotation, biological process: regulation of microtubule cytoskeleton organization.